AUGGCUGGCGGCGACCUGCAGGUGCUGAGCGCGCUCGACGCCGCCAAGACGCAAUGGUACCACUUCACGGCCAUCGUGGUCGCGGGGAUGGGCUUCUUCACCGACGCCUACGACCUCUUCUGCAUCUCCCUCGUCACCAAGCUCCUCGGCCGCAUCUACUACCGCGUCGACGGCUCCCCGGCCCCCGGCACCCUCCCGCCGCACGUCUCCGCCGCCGUCAACGGCGUCGCAUUCGUCGGCACCCUCUCAGGGCAGCUCUUCUUCGGCUGGCUGGGCGACAAGCUCGGCCGUAAGAAGGUCUAUGGCAUGACGCUCAUGCUCAUGGUCCUCUGCUCCGUCGCGUCGGGGCUCUCCUUCGGCCACACGCCGGCCUCCGUCAUGGCCACGCUCUGCUUCUUCCGCUUCUGGCUGGGGUUCGGCAUCGGCGGCGACUACCCGCUCUCCGCAACCAUCAUGUCCGAGUACGCCAACAAGAAGACGCGGGGGGCCUUCAUCGCCGCCGUCUUCGCCAUGCAGGGCUUCGGCAUCAUGGCCGGCGGCCUCGUGGCCAUCGUCGUGUCCGCCGCGUUCAAGGUCCGCUUCCCGGCGCCGGCGUACGCCGCCGACCCCGCCGCCUCGACGCCGCCGCAGGCCGACUACGUGUGGCGGAUCAUCCUGAUGCUGGGCGCGAUGCCGGCGGCGCUCACCUACUACUGGCGCACCAAGAUGCCCGAGACGGCGCGGUACACGGCGCUGGUGGCCAGGAACGCCAAGCAGGCGGCCGCCGACAUGUCCAAGGUGCUGCAGGUGGAGAUCAUGUCUGCCUCUGGCGCUGCCGCUGCAGAUGAGGAUCAGCAGGCCGCCGGCAAUGCAAAUGACGACGACCACAAACAGAAGCAGAAGGAGAAGCAGUUCGGGUUGUUCUCGGGUGAGUUCGUGCGGCGUCACGGUCUCCACCUCCUGGGCACGUCGGCGACGUGGUUCCUGCUGGACAUCGCCUUCUACUCGCAGAACCUGUUCCAGAAGGACAUCUUCGCGGCGGUGGGGUGGAUCCCCAGGGCGGCGACCAUGAGCGCGCUGGAGGAGCUCUUCCGCAUCGCCCGGGCGCAGUCGCUGAUCGCGCUGUGCGGCACGGUGCCGGGCUACUGGUUCACGGUGGCGCUGAUCGACGUGGUGGGGCGCUUCAAGAUCCAGAUGAUGGGCUUCUUCUUCAUGACGGUGUUCAUGCUGGGGAUGGCCUUCCCGUACCAGCACUGGACGAGCAACCACGUCGCCGGCUUCGUCGUCAUGUACGGCUUCACCUUCUUCUUCGCCAACUUCGGGCCCAACGCCACCACCUUCAUCGUGCCCGCGGAGAUCUUCCCGGCGAGGCUGCGGUCGACGUGCCACGGCGUCUCGGCGGCGUCGGGGAAGCUGGGCGCCAUCGUGGGCUCCUUCGGGUUCCUGUACCUGGCGCAGAGCAAGGACCCGGCCAAGACGGAGCACGGGUACCCGGCGGGCAUCGGCGUGCGCAACGCGCUGUUCCUCCUCGCCGGCUGCAACGCCCUGGGCCUGCUCUUCACGUUGCUGGUGCCCGAGUCCAAGGGCAAGUCGCUGGAGGAGAUGUCCGGCGACAACGACCGCGACAACCGCACCGUCCCCGUGUAGCCGGUUAUUAAUGGUGACGUGGCUUGCAUGGCAGGGACGAGCCCCUUCGAUCAGGCCGAGGUUGUUGAAGUCGUCGUUUGUCAUUGUUCUCGUUUUCAGUUGAUCCAUCGAUAUGAUCCACGUAGCUUUCCGCUUAAAAGCACGUGCUCCUAAAUAAUCAGAGGCGCCAGCAAUGUGGUGAUGUGAUGUAAGGGCAUGUUCAACAGUUUAGACGGCUGCCGUCUACAGGUCACAUGCUUUGUUAACCAAGAAUGCUAAAUUAAGUCUGGUGAGUGUAAGGUAUUGUAGUGCUCCUACAGCACUUCUAUA
Messenger RNA from Setaria italica (foxtail millet), 1935 nucleotides. RefSeq names its product inorganic phosphate transporter 1-6. Gene Ontology annotation, cellular component: membrane. The transcript has a single exon. Gene Ontology annotation, molecular function: phosphate transmembrane transporter activity. Gene Ontology annotation, biological process: phosphate ion transport; transmembrane transport. Bases 1 to 1626 code for a protein of 541 amino acids. NCBI's taxonomy places the organism in Eukaryota, Viridiplantae, Streptophyta, Magnoliopsida, Poales, Poaceae. The record is from RefSeq and is a predicted model, not a curated record.